AAACAUGGCAAUUAAGCCAAAAAUAAACACACUUCUCUCUCUCUCUCUCUCUCAAUUUCUCUAUCUUGGCGAAUAAGCGGCAGUAGAAGAAAACGCAGGAGAAGAAGCGCUUGUCUUUCUACAGUCAAGUUGAUUUUAUGUCUCCAAAACUCGACGAAUAAUCACUUCUCUAUCUUGUUAUGCAGUUUGGUUACUGGUUUUUGCAGUUCGGGUUCGGUUUAUCACCGUUUGAUUUUCAUUUUGGUUACCGAACUGCAUUCGAAACACAGAAACGGUUCAGUUCAUUUUAGAGCAGUUCGGUUCAGUUUUACACGAUGAGGCUUUUGACAGUAGCUACUUGCAAUCUCAACCAAUGGGCUAUGGAAUUCGAUUCCAACCUUAAACAAAUCAAACACUCCAUCUCCAAAGCCAAACAAGCCGGCGCCGUCAUCAGACUUGGACCGGAGCUCGAGAUUCCUGGUUAUGGCUGUGAAGAUCACUUCUUAGAACUCGACACCAUUAACCACUCAUGGGAAUGUUUGAAAGAUAUAUUGGUUGGUGAUUGGACUGAUAACAUAGUGUGUAGUAUUGGAAUGCCUAUUAUUAAAGGUUCUGAGAGAUACAAUUGUCAAGUUUUAUGUUUUAAUCGAAAGAUUAUUAUGAUACGACCCAAAAUGUGCCUUGCAAAUGAUGGUAAUUAUAGAGAACUUCGAUGGUUUACUGCUUGGAAACAAAGGGAUCAACUUGUGGAUUUUCAGCUUCCUGCUCAUAUUUCUCAGGCAUUGGGCCAAAAUUCAGUUCCCUUUGGUUAUGGUUUUGUUAAGUUUCGAGACACAGCUAUUGCAGCUGAAGUUUGUGAAGAGCUUUUUACUCCAUCACCCCCUCAUGCUGAGCUUGCAUUAAAUGGGGUUGAAGUGUUUAUGAAUGCAAGUGGAAGUCAUCACCAACUUAGAAAGCUUGAUGUUCGUCUCCGUGCUUUUAUAGGUGCCACUCAUACUCGUGGAGGGGUCUAUAUGUACAGCAAUCACCAAGGCUGUGAUGGUGGUCGUCUUUACUAUGAUGGAUGUGCCAGUGUUGUGGUAAAUGGUGAUGUCGUUGCUCAAGGUUCCCAAUUUUCUUUAAAUGACAUUGAGCUUGUGGUUGCUUCGAUAGAUCUAGAUGUGGUUGCAAGCCUUAGAGGAUCUUUAAGCAGCUUCCAAGAGCAAGCAAGUUGCAAAGCCAAUGUUCCUUCAGUAGAUGUACCGUCCAGUCUUUGUCUUCCUUUUGACCUUAAAAUACGCCUUUCCUUUCCUCUUAAGAUAAAAUAUCACUCUCCUGAGGAGGAAAUAGCAUUUGGACCUGGUUGCUGGUUAUGGGACUACUUACGAAGAAGUGGAGCAUCUGGUUUUCUGCUCCCUCUUUCUGGCGGAGCAGACAGUUCCUCUGUUGCUGCGAUUGUUGGGUGUAUGUGCCAGCUGGUUGUGAAAGAAAUUGCAAAUGGGGAUGAACAGGUUAAAGCUGAUGCAAUACGAAUAGGAAACUAUAAAGAUGGACAGUACCCUACAGACAGCAGAGAAUUUGCUAAACGAAUAUUUUAUACGGUGUUUAUGGGAUCUGAAAACAGUUCGGAAAUGACAAAGUCACGAGCCAAGGUACUGGCAGAUGAAAUUGGUUCAUGGCACCUUGAUGUUAGCAUUGAUGGAGUUGUAUCUGCUCUUUUGUCAUUGUUCCAAACACUUACAGGAAAGCGACCGCGCUACAAGAAGCAUGUUGAUAUUAACGAAGAGUAGUAUUUUGAUUCUAAAACAAGUCAACAUAGAUCUCCAUAUUAGGACGUCAUUCUAGUAAUACAACUGCGUAACAUCCUUAUGGGAAAUCUCACUUUUUUCCAGAACAAAGAUUAGGUACAUGUUAUCGAAAGUGAUAAAUUGGAUUGAGCGCUUGAAAAUUGAGUUACCGUGUAAAAACUCAUCUUCCAAGAUUGUAGAACAAGAUGGUUAUGUUCAAAACCAUAUGACUAGAAUUCUUGAUCCAUUACCGACCCGAUGUAAAGGGCGUCCUCCUUCAACAAGAAAGACUUCAAAAGUUGACCGAAUUGUCAAAAACAAGAUUGCUAGAAAGAAAACUCAAAAAAGAACCCAAAAGAGUAAAACUGAUCAAAGUCAAGAAGAGGUGAUCUUGAAUUAUUCAAAUAUAUUUUCUACACUUUAAUGUUGUAAUAUACAUGUGUAUAACUUAGAUUUUUAUAGCAGGGCCUGUGUAUCUCUAGAGUUCAAGAAAUUGCAAAUGAAAAAUAUUUUAGAUCUCAAAUUAUUGAUGGGAUUGGAACACAAGAAAGCAUUCAAGUAAAUGGAAUUUAUUACUUUAAUUUGA
This is a messenger RNA of Trifolium pratense (red clover), 2331 nucleotides long. Its product is annotated as glutamine-dependent NAD(+) synthetase-like. The transcript has 9 exons. Gene Ontology annotation, biological process: NAD+ biosynthetic process. Gene Ontology annotation, molecular function: NAD+ synthase (glutamine-hydrolyzing) activity; ATP binding; glutaminase activity. Bases 315 to 1748 code for a protein of 477 amino acids. The record is from RefSeq and is a predicted model, not a curated record. NCBI's taxonomy places the organism in Eukaryota, Viridiplantae, Streptophyta, Magnoliopsida, Fabales, Fabaceae. Gene Ontology annotation, cellular component: cytoplasm.